Molecule: messenger RNA, 4579 nt
Organism: Hemicordylus capensis (graceful crag lizard)
Lineage: Eukaryota; Metazoa; Chordata; Lepidosauria; Squamata; Cordylidae
Gene: IHH
Product: Indian hedgehog signaling molecule
Exons: 3
Coding region: 538-1755 (405 amino acids)
Biological process (GO): protein autoprocessing; cell-cell signaling; cell fate specification
Molecular function (GO): calcium ion binding; patched binding
Source: RefSeq, a predicted model, not a curated record
CCCUGUUGGCGUCCUUGGCGCACACGCCUCCCCCGAUGACAGCAGGUGAGCGAGCCGCGGGGGUGGCUCGGGCUGUCCGCGCCCCCUCCCUCCCCCCUUCGGCGGGGCCCUGGCAGUGGCAGGCAGGUUCCGCGGGGAGGGGGCGAAGGAGAGAGAGAGGGCCGGCCAGGGCUGGGUGCGGUCCGCCAUCCCGGAUCUCUUCAAUUUCCCCUCUCUGCCGCUCACUCGUGCGCCGCGAGCCGAGGCAGAGGCAGCGAAGGCAGCAGCUCCGGGCGGCGGUGGCGGCGGCGCUGACCGCUAGAGCGCGGCGGCGAUUUAACCGCGGCAGCCAAAACAAACGGGGCCCUAGCUAUUUAUUGGCGGCGGCCGGAGCGGGCCGGCUCAGAGCGGCCGACCAGCGCACCUGCCCCCCUCGUCGCAUGGCCGCUGCCGCUGCUCCCUGCCCGGGGCUGCCCGGCCGCCGCCACCGCUGCUACCGCCGCCGCCGCCACUGCUGCUGCUGCUGCUGAGCGCCUGAUCGUCGUCGUCGUCGGAGCCAUGAAGGCGGCGCGGCUGCUGCUCCUGCUGAGCGGCUGCGCGCUGCUCCUGCUGGCGCCGGCGGUGCGCGGCUGCGGGCCGGGCCGGGUGGUGGGCAGCCGCCGCCGCCUGCCCAAGAAGCUCAUCCCGCUCGCCUACAAGCAGUUCAGCCCCAACGUGCCCGAGAAGACGCUGGGCGCCAGCGGCAGGUACGAGGGCAAGAUCGCCCGCAACUCGGAGCGCUUCAAGGAGCUCACGCCCAACUACAACCCGGACAUCAUCUUCAAGGACGAGGAGAACACCGGCGCCGACCGCCUCAUGACCCAGCGCUGUAAGGACCGCCUCAACUCGCUGGCAAUCUCAGUCAUGAACCAGUGGCCAGGGCUGAAACUCCGUGUGACAGAGGGCUGGGAUGAAGACGGGCACCACUCUGAGGAGUCACUGCACUACGAGGGCCGCGCCGUGGACAUCACCACCUCUGACCGGGACCGCAACAAGUAUGGCAUGCUGGCCCGCUUGGCUGUGGAGGCUGGCUUUGACUGGGUCUACUAUGAGUCCAAGGCCCACAUCCACUGCUCUGUUAAAUCUGAACAUUCAGCAGCAGCAAAGACAGGAGGCUGUUUCCCAGCCGGGGCUCUGGCAUCCCUAGAGAGUGGGACCAAGAUUCCAGUGUGGGCACUGAGGCCUGGGCAGCGGGUUCAAGCCAUGGAUGAGCAAGGCCGCCCCACGUACAGUGAGUUCCUGACAUUUCUGGACAAGGCACCAUCGGCGCGCACUGCUUUCCACGUCGUUGAGACACGCGACCCACCCCGCCGCCUCGCCCUCACUGCAGCACACCUCCUUUUUGUGGGGGAGAAUGCCACAGCACCCAUGAGGGCCAUUUUUGCCAGCCGUGUGCGCCCAGGCCAGUACGUGAUGGUGACAGAGAGGGGUGCGCUGCGGCCAGCCAAGGUCGCCGCUGUCUCUGUGAGGAUGGGUGUUGGGGCCUACGCCCCCCUCACCAGCCACGGGACUCUGGUGGUGGAUGACGUGGUGGCCUCUUGUUUUGCUGUGGUGCAGGAGCAGCACCUGGCACAGCUGGCCUUCUGGCCCCUUCGACUCUAUCACAGCCUGGCAGGCACCCACCGGACCCCGCCGGAAGGCAUCCAUUGGUACUCUGCACUGCUCUAUCGCCUGGGCCGAAUGCUUCUGGCUUCAGACAGCUUCCACCCUCUGGCCACAGCACAGCUGGAGAGCUGAGCCGAUAGGAUCAGAUGCCCCCCUAAAGAGGGAGAAACCAGGCCACCUCCCGUGGUUCUGAGGAGGGGCUGGAUGGUAGCCAGAAUCCUGGUGGUGGGGUAAGGUGGGGCCACAGGACCAAGCCAUUGGCUCCUGAGAACCUUCCCCAAGCACAAGGGUGAAGGCAGGUAAGGCUCCUCCUCUGUCUUUGAGGGGCCUUUUUUUGGCUAUAGAAGGGGACGCCCAACACCAGGGCCAUAUGCUGCUAUUUUGGUUCAAGAGCCUCUGGUGCAAAGCAGGGGUUAACCAAGCGGAUGUAGGGAGCAAGUGGAGGUCCUGAAGCCUGGGAUUAAUGAAGGAGGGGCAAGAAACCUUGCCGCCCACCAAGCAGACUGGGGAAGUAGGAUCUGUGUGGCACAGCUGGGCAGCUGUAAGGAGGCACCUGGGAGGGGCUUGGAGUCUUUCACACCUGAGGCCUAGCUUUCGCUGGCUAUAAACCCAUGAAAGCUCCUCCUUUCAGGGGCUGUGCCCCUCCUGGCACCACUUCAUCGUGGCCAAUAGGAUUGUGAUAUGUAAAGUAGCCGUAAGGGAGGCCUGCUGGACUCCUGCAUUGUCGGAAUGGCGGGGUGUGUAUGUCAUUAUUUCCAGCUGCUAGUUAGCUGGGCUUGUGGGCAGUGAGGGAGAGAUGAUGCUGGAGGCAUUUGCCCAGGAUUGGCGGGAAGGGGGCACUGAUUAUGAGGAGAGAGCAGGCAGCAGAAAGUAAGGGUGCUCAUGAAGUCAUCCAGUCCUCUCUGGAUUAGUUGAAUUUGGCCUGGAAUCAUCAUCAACCCCUGCUUCUGCCCCCAUAUUCACCAAGAUAAACAGAAUGAAUCACUCUAUACAUAAGCAAGCACUGAAUGAAUGGAGAGGAGGAGUGCUGGGGAAAUAGAUCUACCCUUUCACCCUGUUUUAAGUAAAACCUGAUCUUGUUUACCAAAGGAUGGUUAAGAGAAUUUAACAAGGGACUAUGUUAAGUGAGCUUCAAAAAUUACCUGGAGGCAUAAAACUGGAGGGCAGAACCUGGGAAUUCCCUAUUUGUGGUGGGGCAGGUGGAGGAGAGGAGAGGUGAAGGUGAGGAGAGAUCAAUUCUGUUAGCUUUUCUAAGACUCUCUUUGCUUCUUGAAGGUACCGGAGGGGCAGGUGUUCUGUUGGGUUCUCAUCUUCCAUUAUCACUCUGUCCCAGUUGCCAGUCUCCAUUCCAGUAGCCCAGGACAAUGGCUCUCAGGCCUGUACCUAUGGGAGGAAGGGAAGGGACACAUUUGGGCAUGUCCUGUUGUGACUGUCCUGGAUGCUCUCAUAAAAUAACAUGGUUGCUCAGGGUGGCACCAGACAUGGUGAGACAACACUAAUGCAAGGGUGGGAGCAUUUGCAGAGGUGAGAAUCAGUGGGCAGGAAGCAUGGGAAACCCUUGUGUUGUCUACCAGUCUCCCCCACCUCCCCACCAAAAAAAAUGCAUCUCCUGGCUGUUGUGGGUCUAUAUUUUUCUCCCAGCCCAGGAAUGGAAGUUAGCUUGACUGGGUCAGGGGAGGGGGGUCAGCGGAUGACUUGGAAGAGCAUUUAUGGGAGAGAAUCACUGGUUGGCGGGGGGGGGGGAUUAAGCACUGCCUUACAAACAAACCAAUUCAUCCCUACACACGCACGCACGUGCGCACGCACACAAACACCUACACAUCCGUAUCUCUGCAUUCACAUUACCUUGGCAAACAUGAUAUUGGGACAAUAUGUUUGUCAAGAUAAGGACUUGUAAACGAAUAUCCUCCUGCAUUAUUUAGCAUAGGAGAGAAUAUUUCAGUGAAUUAUUCUACCCAUUCUCUUAAAUAUAUCUGAGAAUAUUCUUUUACAAGUCUACAGCCAAUUCAUUUCCUAAAAGGAAAAACAUGGCUCAUGUGCACUGUCAUGUGUGAUGUGCUGUUCAUGCACAGAUGCAUUGAGAAACUGGUUUUGUGCUGUUUGCAUAUGCAGAAAAUAGACUCAUGUACCUGUAUGACAGUGUACACCAGGCUUGUAAACAGCUGCUUUCCUGAUCAUCUGUGGUGAAUAUGAAUUGCUUCCAGGUGACCAGCCAGUAAAAUCUUUUAGAUAGUAUGCCAGAAAUUACUAACAGUAUUUUUGGACAGUCUGGCUACUACAACUUUUUGUGGGCUAGUAACCAACCUUUGAGGAUUUAUUUGCAAGUCUGUAUGUGCAAGUAAUAUCUGUGUUGGAAACAGUUGUAUGUGAAGCAGCUCUUGGCUGGGCUCUGGAUUCUCCAGUUUCAUUGAGGAUAUAAUGCCUGGCUCUCAGGGCUCUAUGCACCAGUCAGAAUCAGGAAUUGUCCCUUCUGUGCCCUCCACCACCUCCCAUCUGAUCCCAGCAGUUUUCCUGAGUUCAGCCUUCAAGAUAACCUAGCACUGACAAAGAGGAAUGUGUGCCCCCCUUACUAGCAGCAUAAUUUAUGAGGCCCCCACCAUCACAUUUUUUUCACCAUGGAUGGUGGCAUUCAGGAAGUAUCCUCUCCUCUCCUCUCCUCUCCUCUCCUCUCCUCUCCCACUGUGUUAUUUAUUUACCUGCAUUCUGCAGGUUGCUCAGAAACAUUUCUCUGGUGAUUAAAGACUUUCUCGAAGUGAAACCAAAGGUGUGUGUGUGUGUGGCGGGGGGAGGGAGUGGCAGGCUGGGGCCAUUUUUUCUAACAAUAAAAUUAUUUAAGAAUUGUUUCAGAAGCACAGUGUUAAUGGGACCUUGAGGGAGGGAGUUACAAAGCAUUUGUCUCUUCACUGGAUGUACGUUUCCCAAACAGGUGAGCAGCCCAAUAAAUCUCUUGACCCAC